Messenger RNA from Pseudovirgaria hyperparasitica, 1275 nucleotides. Its product is annotated as monooxygenase. The record is from RefSeq and is a predicted model, not a curated record. The transcript has 2 exons. Gene Ontology annotation, molecular function: oxidoreductase activity. Bases 1 to 969 code for a protein of 322 amino acids. NCBI's taxonomy places the organism in Eukaryota, Fungi, Ascomycota, Dothideomycetes, Acrospermales, Acrospermaceae.
AUGCUUUUCGCCGUCCUGUUCAAUCUCUUGCUGCUCAGCCUGAGUACUGCCCUGGCUCUACCACUGGAUGAAUCAAGGGGAACUUGCACGAAGCCUCAACUACGCAGGGAGUGGAGAGAUCUCAGUCGCGCAGACCGCAAGAGCUAUGUCGCCGCCGUUCUAUGCAUGAAGAAGAAGCCAUCAAGUAUAGGGCUGUCCACUUCGUUAUAUGACGACUUUCCCUGGGUCCACAACAAGCUUACCAACGAAAUACAUUUUGUCGCGUCAUUCCUUCCGUGGCAUCGCUAUUUCAUAUCCAUAUACGAGCAAGCCUUGAAAGGUUGUGGCUAUUCUGGCGUCGCGACAUACUGGGACUGGACACGAGACGUAGCAUCCAUGCCAUCCUCGCCCGUGUUUUCCCCCAUUAACGGUUUCGGUGGCAACGGCUCUCCCGAUAAAGCGAUGCAGUUGGACGGAAAUACCCAACGCUGCGUCGCUGACGGCCCUCUGAAGGAUCUCCAGCUCCCCUACUUCGGAGACAACGCCGAGCCUCAUUGCCUUUUACGUACCUUCAACGCCGGCGGCGAAGAUGCUGGCGAUAUGCUAUCGCCGAAUUAUACGCCUGACGCAGUCGAGCAAGUGAUGCAGAGCCAAGACUACGACAGCUUCCGCAUAGCACUGGAGAGCGGGCCUCACGGUGCGAUUCAUGCAGCGCUUGGAGGCGAUAUGAGUCCAGCAACCGCGCCAAAUGAUCCGUUAUUCUUCUUGCACCAUGCACAGGUUGAUCGGCUGUGGUGGCUAUGGCAGCAGGAGUCACCCUUAGUGCGCACCCGCGAGUAUGCAGGCAUCAGAACUCAGGACCAGCUUGAUGGUGUGAUACCGCCGGGAGCGCAAGUCACUGACCUUCUGCAUAUGGCGGGACUGGCGAGCGAUAUCAAAGUAGAAGAGCUUUUGACGACGCAGAAUAGAAGGCUGUGCUAUCGAUAUUGAGCGCGAGUAAUGUUGACUCUGUUUUAUAGCGAUUGUUAAUUUAAUGAAUGACGAAAACCUUAAUUGUACAAAGUCAUCAAGCAGCCGAAUUGGAUACACACUGAUCUAUGUAAUUGGGGGUGUAUUUGCGAAAGUUGUCUCAUCGGCGCAUGCAAGCUCACUCAGUUGUGAUGUACAGAAAUAGUAACCUGUACGUGCACUCUGAUUCGUCGAAUCAAACAAACUUCAGCAUAAAUCAAACAGCCGCUAGACCUCAACAAGUAGUCCGGAGCCCAAUCUUUCUGCUAAUUAAGAUCAUGAUCUGUG